CUCGCUCAUCUUUUAUAAUUUUUUUUUCUUUUAAGGUGAAGAACUGAAGAUGGAAGUAGUUGACCUGUAGAAUACUGGUUUGUUGUUCCAAAAAAAUGUUGGACGAUUGGAGAAGUUGGAAAGCAGCCCAUAGCAACUUCGCCUGCGCUUCCUCCUGCCGAGAGUGUCCGCUGGUUGUUUGGUCGCAUUGCAUCCGCACCAGCUCCGGCUGCGCUUCCUCCUGCCGGCGUGGCCGGAGACCGGAGCUACUGCGUGCUCGCCGCUGCAGCGCCACCAACAAUCCCCCCUCCGCCUAUCUCGUCGUGCAGGGAAAAUACCUGCCAAUUCGUUUGGUCAGCGUUCGGUUGAUCGAUCAUGGCGGAUGGAGAGAGCAUCGGCCAGGGCCGAAAGCGGCGGCGGCGCAAGAUGCCGCCCCGGUCCGCCGUGUGGGAGCAUUUCACCCGCUUCACGGACGACGACGGCAAGGACAGGGCGCGGUGCAAGCGCUGCCUCGCGGCGCUCGGCGCAGGCACCCGGAACGGCACCAGCACCCUGUGGGGGCACGUCAAGAUUUGCUGCAGGGAAGGCGGCGGGGGGCGCCCAGAAUCGCAUCCACCAGCACCGCCGCCGCCGCCCCGUGCUCCGUCGCGCUCUGCCGGAUCAUCGAACUACGACUACUUCAGGAGCUUCCUCGAAGAAGAAGGGGGAGAAGAAAGAGGAGAAGAAGAAGAAGAAGCCAGCUGGGAUCUGGCCCGGAUGAUCGCGUUACAUGGGUACGACCCGUCGGUGGUGGAGGACGACUACUUCAGGAGCUUCCUGCGCCGCGUCAACCCCGGGUUCAAGCUGCCCUCGCGCCACGCCGUCGAGGAGAUGUGCGACGGCGUCUUCGACGAGGCAAGGAAGGAUCUCUUCUCCAGGCUACGGCGCGCCUCCGGGCGGGUCAGCUUAGCCGUCGGCCAGGCCGAAGCCGUCGAGGGCGUGGUCGUGUACACGGCUUGCCACUUCAUCGACGACGACUGGAACCUCCACAGGGUGGUCAUGGAUGCUUACGACAAUGUGCCCUGGCCUCUCUACCAUGGCCCGCUCUCUGGAGUUCCCGAGGUCGCGCUGGGCUGCCGUGACCUCUCCACGGUGGCCAUCGACCGCGCCAUGGAUGUCCUUGCAUCAGGGCGUGAACGUGAUGUUCUUGACAGGGUGUUCAUGGUGGCACGGCGCAAAUGGGACAAGUGCCUCCACAUCGAACCCAAGGAUCACAUCGAGCAAGAGUACCCUACCGCCCAUCCAAGGAGGAGGGAGAUGAUCGUCCGCGACACCUACAUGGACAUUGAGCUCCACCUGAUUGGUCGAAGCCUUGUCGCGCACCCGGAUUUGGUCAGAGACACCAUCAUCGAACAUCGCAUAGAGUCAGCCGUGCAGGACCUGCAUCUGACUAGACAGAGGCGCCAGCACCUGCUCUCGCAUCUUGGCCUACCUGAUCUUCGGGCAUACAACGAGCACGGGUAUUCAUGCUACUGUUCCUUGCAAGUUCUUCGCAAUCAAGAAGGUUCUUCUUGUUCGAUUCCAGGCAUAGAGCCGGAGCUCAUACGAAUGCUGUGCAGCGUAUGGGGGGCGCUGUACCGUGCCGUUGGAAGAGUUUCUGCGUGCGACACCCCCACCUCAAAUGUUUGUCUUGUGGAGCUGUUCAGUGUGAGGGAAGUGUUGCGGUUUGAGAUAGCACGGGCAGGUGGAGACAGCGCGCGUGUUCUUCAAGAUGCGAUCGACAGUUUGGACAAGAGGAUACAUGAUUCAUACCUGGUAUGGUCUGUACCACUUGUGCUGGAUCCCCGGUACAAGCUCGCGUACAUCGAGUUCAGCUUCAGAAGAGCAUUCGGUUCCAAGGCAGCUGCCUACUACAUCUCCGAGGCGGCGACGAAGAUCAGGAAACUGUACACUGAAUACUCUGAACAUGAUGGAUCAACAACCGAUGGUGCGGAUUCAGAUGGUGCCGCAGCGAGGGCCGUUGGCAGCGCUGAUCUGCUAGAACAAGCGUGGGACGAGCAUUGCCGGGCACGGGGUGAGGGUGGCAUGAUGCCUCCGGUCGCCAGCAGUUACCCAGAAGCCGAGACGGAACUUGAUCGUUACCUGAAAGAUCGCCUUGCCCCUCGAACAGAAGGCUUUGACAUUCUGAACUGGUGGAAAGCUCACAGCUCCGAGUACCCGACGGUGGCUCGGAUGGCGAGGGACGCUUUGGCCAUGCCCACAUGCAGCCAGCUUUCUUCCGAGCAGCUCGCCCAUGUCAGGAGCAUCCUUCGAGGCUAUUCCAAGGAGGAGUACAAACAUCAGGUAGGUCUAACGCAAUGAGCAGCACCUCACAUAAGGGGCAGCGUGUACACACUACACACUUGACGACUAGGAAUCAUCACUACCGUGCGUCUGUGUCUGGGGCUAUUUAUGCUAUAUAUCAAAUGUGUUGUUAUUUGAAAUGCUGAUCAACAAUUAAAUUCUGCCAAAUUCUGAUUUGGUUUUGUUUUC
Molecule: messenger RNA, 2490 nt
Organism: Panicum virgatum (switchgrass)
Lineage: Eukaryota; Viridiplantae; Streptophyta; Magnoliopsida; Poales; Poaceae
Product: zinc finger BED domain-containing protein RICESLEEPER 4-like
Exons: 2
Coding region: 355-2319 (654 amino acids)
Molecular function (GO): DNA binding; protein dimerization activity
Source: RefSeq, a predicted model, not a curated record